This is a messenger RNA of Ornithorhynchus anatinus (platypus), 2896 nucleotides long. It is a transcript of the gene RGS3, whose product is annotated as regulator of G protein signaling 3. The transcript is spliced from 7 exons. Bases 356 to 1798 code for a protein of 480 amino acids. Lineage: Eukaryota; Metazoa; Chordata; Mammalia; Monotremata; Ornithorhynchidae. Gene Ontology annotation, biological process: signal transduction. The record is from RefSeq and is a predicted model, not a curated record. Gene Ontology annotation, cellular component: nucleus; plasma membrane.
CUGCUUUUAUCAGCAGGUAAUGGUCCUCUGGGGAACUCGGGCAGCUCCAUAAAUAGCACGGCGGACACAAAGACUCCCUGCCUAGGGACCCUCUUGCAUGUGUGUGAGGCUUAGCGUUUGACAGCAACACCAGGCACUGCUGCAGCAGCGGCAACAGCAGCAGCAGCACAGCACAGCUCUCUGCUGCCAGAGACUCUGCUGGAGCUCGGAGGUGGCCACGGUCCGGACACAGGCAUCCUUCCGCCUGGCCGAGCUUGUGAGCCCGCGGCUUGGAGGCUCCUGCUGGGAGAAACUGGAUGUGUUCCCCGUCUCUCAGGACCACGGGCUGGAGCUAAUUGCUGGGCACAGGAGUUGGAUGCUGGAGACCGACAGGGAGGAGCAGGGAGUGAUGACCUCUGAAGCAGAGAAGGCAACAGCCCCCCAGUCUCCCCUGCCUGAAGAGGGCCUGGCUAGCGGAGGGCUGAAGGGGUCUGGGCUUCCGGCAGGCGACGACCCUCCAGUGGGAGAGACUUCUGCAGAAGAAACUUCUCCCACAGCACCCGCAGCACAGGCUGCAGUAGGAGAGACAGAGGCUGAUGCUGGGGAGGCCUCUGCCAGGGAGGCUGUCACUGGGGAGGUUGCUGUCGGGGAGGUUCCCGGAAAGGAGGCUGCGGUAGGGGAGGCCCCCAGAAGGGAAGCCUGCAGUUCUGGAGCCAGCAAGCCCUUCAUCAUCCCCGAGGUGCGCCUGGACUGUACUUUCAGCCAAAGCCCCGAGCAAGCAGAGUCGGAGCUCAGCCAUGGCGCGGAUGGAGAUGAGUACAAUGAAGGAGACGAGGAGGAGGACGGAGAAGCGGAGGAGGAGGAGGAGGAGGACGAAGAGGACGAGGAGGAGGAGGAUGGUGGUGGGGAAGACGGAGGUGAGAGCGAUGACAGUUACCUGGAGCAGAAGGAGUUGAAGCGCUGCAGCAUGAUGGAGCCAUCAGGAUGUGCGGAGGGCUUCACGUUGUCCGUGCAGAAUUCGCUGCGUCGCCGCACUCACAGCGAGGGUAGCCUCCUGCAGGAGGCCAAGGGCCACUGCUUCGCCUCAGACACCACCCUCAACUGCUCCGACAGUGAGGGCAAGCAGGGCGGCUGGGCCCUCCCCUCCCCCAAGACACUGAAGAAAGAGCUGACGCGAAAUGGCGGCUCCAUGCACCAGCUCUCUCUGUUUUUCUCAGGACACAGAAAGCUGAGUGCCCCGGAGGCUGACUUAAGCGGCGAUGAAGGGGAUGACGCCUCUCGGAAGAGAAAGAGCAAGAACCUGGCCAAAGACAUGAAGAACCGACUGGGGCUCUUCCGCCGGAGGAACGAGUCCCCCGGAGCCAACCCCGUGGGAAAGCUGGACAAAGUGAUGAAAUCUCUCAAACCCACCCCGGAGGAGGCGCUCAAGUGGGGGGCAUCUCUGGAGAAACUGCUGUUCCACAAGUACGGGCUGGCGGUGUUCCGAGCCUUCCUCCGCACGGAGUUCAGCGAGGAGAAUCUCGACUUCUGGCUGGCCUGCGAGGACUUCAAAAAGGUCAAGUCCCAGUCGAAGAUGGUAUCCAAGGCCAAGAAGAUCUUCGCGGAAUACAUCGCCAUCCAGUCCUGCAAAGAGGUAAACCUGGACUCCUACACGCGGGACCACACCAAAGAGAACCUGCAGAACGUGAGCCGAAGCUGCUUUGAUCUUGCUCAGAAGCGCAUCUAUGGGCUGAUGGAAAAGGACUCUUACCCCCGCUUCCUCCGCUCGGAGCUCUACCUGGACCUCACAAACCAGAGGAAGCUAAGCCCUGCCCUGUAGGGGCCUGGCCGCUGCAGGGCAGACUGCAAGCUUGGUGUUCACAUCCCGCCAGCCAGCGGUGGCCCUGCCUCUCCCUCCCUUGCUGCCCCGUGUAGGAUGGGAAGCGGGGAGGGGCCGCCCCGCUGGCAGCUCUGGAAGCCAUAUCCCCGCCGUGUGCGUGAGGACCAACGUGGGUGCCGCCCGGAAGAGGCUUAGGGACCAGAGCGGACGACCCCCGGGACCUCCCCCGGCCGUCCCGUCCUAUCUCGUCCCUGCCCGUCAUCUCUCCGGUACGACAUUCCAGGCUGCCCUCUUUGGGGUAGUGGGCAUGAGGACUCGGACUUGGCUCCCGACGGAGGCCGAGGCAGCCCUGGGCCCCCAGGAAGUGUGCCCCUGGAGCUGGGGAAGGCUGUGCCCGGGGCCAGUCUCUUGCCAAGACCAAGAUGCUGUGGGUUCCUUUUCCUAAGCGGAACCCCCUUUCUCUUUCUUUUGGAGAACUCGUAGCGACCAAGUUCCUUAAAGGACUGGAUACAAAGGCAGGGUUCCUGAGCCAGGCGGCAGCCCCUUGGAGGGGCACCUGGCUCCUCUUCCUCUGUAGCUCCUUGUCUUUGGAAGCCCGAGGCUGAGGAUCCUGCCACCUUGUCCCAGCCCCUGCUUCUGGUUUGUUUAUUUAUUUAAACACUGUAGCUGGAUGCUUGAUGCAUUGUUGGAUAAUAGGAAAUACUCGCCUCUUUAUUUUCUUAAUUGUCAUGUGCAAUAUUGUUACUAGGUUUCAUUGAAAGCUAGAAACAGAGUGCCCAUUCUAUUUUAAGAGUAUGUACAAAAUUUUCUAAGUUGGAGGGGUGAAUUUUUUUUUUUUUUUUUUUGCUGGUGGGCCCCAGCAGCAGGCAGCUGGGUUUCCUGAAUAUACGUAUUGUUUCCGGAAGCUCUCUGGUCUGGUGAUCCAGCUGGACGGCUGCAAUGUCCGACGGUCCCUGCCCUGAAGGAGGCCUGGGCUUCUAGCCGGGUUGGGGAGCACAAGCUUCCGGGCCCGUGCUGGAGUGCUGGACUUCGGGGCGUGGCCCGGGCCCUUCAGCUCAAGGUUUCAGAGGGAAUAAAGGGCCAAUAUUGUUUCUUGUA